AUGCGUCUCAUCAACCUCGCGUUCAGCAUCCUUGCGGGUGAAGCCGCUCUCGUCUUCGCGGCGCCGGCUGGCUCGGACCCUAACGUCUGCUGCUGCUGUGACAUCUCACAACCAGCCAUGGUCUGCACCACCAGCAGCGAGAUAUUCUCCUGCUCCUGCCUCGCCGUGGAGUGUCCAGAGGACGCUCCCGUCGUCUGGCGUAACCUCGACGAACAGCCUCCAUGUCUCUCUACGCCUCCAGCUCCGGCGCCCGAGCCCACCUUGCCAGCGGAGGGCGACACCGCCGACUGCUGCUGUUGCAACAUUGGCAAAGGUGCCAUAGUGUGCGACUCGAGACCUGCCGACGAAGGCUGCUUCUGCCCUCUGGUCCUUUGCCCUUCUGAUGCACCCACCAUCCGGGCUGAAUCUGACGUGCCCAUGCCCACGCCUACACCUCGCCUCGCGCCCUCUCCCGCGCCUCAACCUCUCGUCGACGCACGCAACGCCGAGGAGGGCUUGGUAGAGUGCUGCUGCUGCGACAGUUCCCAGCCCGCCAUCUCCUGCCGCAUGGUCCCUGAGGAGGAAGGUUGCUUCUGUAUCGCUGUGGUGUGCCCCGCUGGCGCACCAACUGUCUGGCCCGAAGGCAUGCCUGAGAUGACCCCGAUGCCCGAGGCACCGGCCUGUUGA
This is a messenger RNA of Emericellopsis atlantica, 666 nucleotides long. RefSeq lists its product as uncharacterized. NCBI's taxonomy places the organism in Eukaryota, Fungi, Ascomycota, Sordariomycetes, Hypocreales, Bionectriaceae. The transcript has a single exon. The coding region runs from base 1 to 666 and encodes 221 amino acids. The record is from RefSeq and is a predicted model, not a curated record.